GUAGUAGGCCUACUUACUAUUCUGAGUACUUUCUCAGGUCAGUAGCCCUAACCACCCCGGCCAGGCGCGGCGCUGUUUGAACCGAGCACCGCGGCUCGCUUUGGGAUCCUGUCGUCCAUCUGUCUGCUUCUUCAACUGGUGUCCAUUGAACGUCGGAAGUUGGUUCUGAUAGUUUAGUGAAACUUGACAAAAUGGCAGAGGACAACAGUUAUGAGUCAAUGCUCUGUGUUAAGCCCGAGGUCCACGUUUACAAGAUCCCUCCGCGGGCUUCGAACCGUGGAUAUCGUGCUGCUGACUGGAAGCUGGAUGAACCUUCAUGGAGUGGCAGGAUGAAAAUUACUGCUAAAGGCAAGAUAGCCUACAUCAAGUUAGAGGACAAAAACACAGGAGAGCUGUUCGCCCAAGCUCCAGUUGAACAGUAUCCAGGGUGUGUAGUUGAAUCAGUAUCAGACUCUAGCAGGUAUUUUGUGAUCCGGAUAGAAGAUGGCAAUGGACGUCACGCUUUUAUUGGUCUGGGUUUUGCUGAUCGUGGAGACUCUUUUGACUUCAACGUAGCUUUACAAGACCAUUUUAAGUGGGUGAAGCAAGAAGGCGAGAUCGCAAAACAGGAAGCUUCUGAUAUCGUAGCACCUAAGCUGGACCUCAGCUUUAAAGAGGGACAGACAAUCAAGAUCAGUAUUGGGAACAUCAAGAAGAGGGAAGCAGGUGGUGCCAAACCGCGGGGAAUGGCUGGGGGUCUCCUCCCACCUCCACCAGGUGUUAAGGCUGGAGGUGUCAUACCGCCCCCGGUGGGACAGCCGCCAGUCUUAGCUGUGGAGACUAACACUGCUUCUCUUUUAGACUUUGGGUCCCCCGGCCCCGCCGCCCCGCCCAGCACCGAUGUGUGGGGAGAUUUCACAUCUGCAGGCGCCAACUCCAGUCAAGAUGGUGUCAAAGCGGGAGGAUGGGUGCAGUUUAGUUGAGUGGUGAGAAAAUGUGAACACACACUCAGGUUCCAAACAUUCCUUGGAUAGCACGAUUGUGGCAAAAAGAAAGUAAAAGAGGAACUGUUGGCAAAUGUAACUGGCUCAUUUGUUUUUGAAUUUGUUCUCAUAAACUACAGCCCACAGACAACACACUUUUUGAGGAACAAACAGUAAACAUGUAAAUAUUUUUUACAAUCCUAUAUAUGUUUCAAACUCUGCCAUGAAGUGGGAUCUUUUGAUUUUAGAAAUCCGGUGAUCACCUAACCAUCAUUAUUGUUAAUGCUUGAAGAGCAGUAAGCAUGGUGAUGGUUAAAAGCAAAGAUUGUUUUGUUACACUAACCAGAUAGAAGUGUCUAUCCACUGCCUUCAAUCAAAUGUUCCCUUAUUUUAUUUCCUUUUUCUAUUCUGUCACUGUUCAGAAUCAGAUUUGAUCGUAUUCUUCGUCUUUAAGACAUCAUGCUCCCAUCCUACAUGUAUCUCAUUUACACCAGCACCACUCAUCUCAAGGUUGUUUUUACCGUUUUGGGAACAUUAGUAUACCUGUUGAGGUGUCCAUGUUUAGUUUAACACCAGUGUGUGUGUUUCUGUUUACUAGUUUUUAGUUUGAGGAGAUCUUGGAAAACUAUUAUGAUAUUUAAUUAGGUUCACAUUAAACCUCUUAAGCCUACAUUAAAUAUACCCAGACUUUUAAAUCAUGGUGUUGGAAAGUCAUAAUAGCAAUUUUUUCUUUUUGUCACACACAUUGGAACAUAUUUUGUUUACGUUUGUCUGUGUGUACGCCUUUCAUCUGUCUUUUCCUUGUGUGUUUUUUUUCUGUGGUUUUAAAAAUGUGCCUUUUACCAAACAGAAUUUUCCUCAAUCUUGUCGCUAAUUUGUAUCGAUUAUUUCAUUAUAAGUGCCUUUCUGGAAACAAUCGAAAUGUAUAAAAUGUAAACCUAUGUCCUCUUGUAAAUAAACAAUAUAUUUCAUUGAC
Molecule: messenger RNA, 1938 nt
Organism: Trematomus bernacchii (emerald rockcod)
Lineage: Eukaryota; Metazoa; Chordata; Actinopteri; Perciformes; Nototheniidae
Gene: necap2
Product: NECAP endocytosis associated 2
Exons: 8
Coding region: 192-962 (256 amino acids)
Biological process (GO): endocytosis
Cellular component (GO): clathrin vesicle coat; membrane
Source: RefSeq, a predicted model, not a curated record